Mobula hypostoma (lesser devil ray) is the source of this 1571-nucleotide messenger RNA. RefSeq names its product forkhead box protein D2-like. The transcript has 2 exons. The record is from RefSeq and is a predicted model, not a curated record. Lineage: Eukaryota; Metazoa; Chordata; Chondrichthyes; Myliobatiformes; Myliobatidae. Gene Ontology annotation, biological process: anatomical structure morphogenesis; regulation of transcription by RNA polymerase II; cell differentiation. The coding region runs from base 240 to 1175 and encodes 311 amino acids. Gene Ontology annotation, molecular function: RNA polymerase II cis-regulatory region sequence-specific DNA binding; DNA-binding transcription factor activity, RNA polymerase II-specific.
UGUUCUCGCAGCUCGUGGGCCUCUUAUCCCCGAAGAAGGAAGACAAACAACAACAAGAAUAACGAUGUUUUACCGAUGAACUCUCACCUUGGGCUGCUUUCAAGGGUGGAUGUGUGCGUGGGUCUCUCCCUCUGGAUGUGUCCGCUUGCCUUCUUAAAAAGUUGUCUUUCUCUCCUCUUGUUUGGAGUACUAUUCCAUGCAGCGACGGACUCGGAGACUUGCAGACUAACCAACUUACAAUGACUCUGGCGUCGGAAAUGACUGAGAGGUCGUUCGGUUUGCAAGAGACAGACGUCGACGUUGUGGGAGACGAGAGCCAGGAAUGUGCCGGGGACAGGGACUCAGAGAGCGGUCGGACCGUCUCCACGGCAGCCGCGGGUGUGCAGGAGGUGAAGCCUCCGAGCAGGAACGCGCUGGUGAAACCUCCCUACUCCUACAUCGCUCUCAUCACAAUGGCGAUCCUACAGAGCCCCAAGAAGCGACUGACCCUCAGCGAGAUCUGCGACUUUAUCAGCAACAGGUUUCCCUACUACAGAGACAAAUUCCCGGCAUGGCAGAACUCCAUCCGGCACAACCUCUCCCUUAACGACUGCUUCGUCAAGAUGCCCCGAGAGCCGGGCAACCCGGGCAAGGGCAAUUACUGGACCCUGGACCCCAACUCGGCCGACAUGUUUGACAACGGGAGUUUCCUGAGGAGGAGGAAGAGAUUUAAGAGGCAACAGCAGAACGGGUUACUGAGGGAGUACAGCGGACGCUUCCCCGGAUUCGGUUACGGACCUUACGGUUACGGCCUCCAGAUUCCCAACCCCGCACUGGCCUUUCAUCACCAUUACUCCAUCCCUAAUCCUGCCGGCAUCUUCCCCUCGCUCUCCACCCUUAUCCAAGGGAGUGAGCUGACCAGGAAACCCCUACCGCCACCCCUGAGCCCCACCUCGCCAGCUCAUCCGACUGUCAAGGUGGAAGCGUCCCCUCCGUUCUCCACCUUUUCAAUAGAUAGCAUCAUGAGUCCCGCUUCUCCUCCUCUCUAUCCAAGGACGGGGCAGGCUCCCGUCUUGCCUGUGCUCUCCGCUCUCUUCUCCCCCUCGCACAGCUUGUUAAACAUAAGUUAUGACCGCCUGCAACAGGAAGCGAACUUUGCAAACAAGAUAAUCCAUCUCAGCCACAGUCAUUAUUGAAGAAGUCCUGACCGUUCAGAAGAAGAGAACAAUCGAGGCUGAACCCCCAGCCCUCUCUGAUAUCGUCAAAGGAUUUUGUUUUGGGAAGCCAUUCAAGGAUACAAAGUAAAUGAUUUGAUCUCGAGUCAUUAAUCAGCCGAAUAUUAAUCUGUGUAAAUAUUGUAACGGAAACGACAAUGGAGCCGAGUUUAAUUAUGGUUGAUGUUGAAGCAGUUCCAGACGUACUGUUCGGUAUAAAUUAUUUUUAUUUCUUCGCGGUAUUUACAUAGUCUUACACGCCUUUUCGACCCAUUAAAAUGUAUCAAUAUGAAAUAGCUUACGUUCAGUAUUUAUUGUAUCUAGUUUAUUAAAGCAAAUAUUUUAUAAGGUCUGCCACCCGAACUGCGUGUGGUACAC